AAGACCAUUUUUUUUAAACACAGCAUUGCACUGUUCGAUGAUUUGGGUCGUGAUCAAUAGUGAUAAAAAUUUUCAACAAUGCGUGGUCAUUUAAAUGUACGUAUAACUGCUUUGUAUGUGUAUAUAAAGACAAAUUCAUGUUUCCGUUAGAAGUUGUUUGGCUGUUUCCUAGUGCAGUUGUGUUAGUGAAGGGUACAAUCUAGAACUCAGGUUGUGUGAACUGGGGGAGCUAGUUAAUCUAUACAAUCUCGAGCAGGUUAGUAGGGGUCUACAAUUCUGUAAACUGGCUCUGCAGAAGAAGUGCUAAUUUUUCAACACUACGCUUUGGAUUGGAGUGGUUGAUUGGGGUCUUUUUUUUACCACGUGAAGUACCAAACAUAACGAGAAAUCGUCAACUGAUCAUCAUAUGAAAUAUGUCUGUCGAGCAUGUAACAUUAAUCGACAGUUCUGUGUUCAGAGUGUAAGGGUAAUAUGAAAGAUAAAAGUGAGAUGCUGAAUGGUGACGGAGGAUAUGGUUAUGAAGGGCGGGAGGACGAGAAUCGAACCAAGGAACGAAGAUUAACUCCCUUCGAACGAUUGUCGAACGAUUUAAGCAACGAUCAAAAAUGUCUGAAGGAAAUAACUCUGGGAAAGAGGAUAGGGUUUUAUCGAAUUCGAGGAGAACUCGGAAGUGGGAAUUUCUCGCAAGUCAAAAUGGGUAUCCAUGCAUUGACAAAAGAAAAAGUAGCAAUAAAGAUUCUGGAUAAAACAAAGCUGGAUCAGAAAACCCAGCGACUUCUGUCGAGAGAGAUCUCCAGCAUGGAGAGACUCCACCAUCCGAACAUCAUCCGUUUGUACGAGGUGGUGGAAACGCUAGCCAAACUCCACAUUGUGAUGGAAUACGCCGGGGGUGGAGAACUCUUCACAAAAAUCUCUAACGAGGGUAAAUUCCCAGAGUCGGAGGCCAAACACAUAUUUGCUCAAUCUGUAGCAGGUGUUCAGCAUAUGCAUAAACACCACAUCAUUCAUCGUGAUCUCAAGGCAGAGAAUGUGUUCUACGCUGGUUCUCGUAUGGUCAAGAUUGGUGAUUUCGGUUUCAGCACACACUGUCGCCCCGACCAGACAUUGAACACUUUCUGUGGCUCUCCCCCCUACGCGGCACCUGAACUCUUCAAAGAUGAAAGCUAUUUUGGGACAUAUGUUGACAUAUGGGCAUUAGGGAUUAUGUUAUAUUUCAUGGUUACUGGAGUUAUGCCUUUCAGAGCAGACACAGUUGCAAGGCUGAAGAAAUGUAUUCUUGAAGGCCAGUACACAAUUCCGUCGUAUGUAUCGGACAGUGGUCAAUUUCUUAUUCGUAAUAUUCUUAGACCUGUGCCUCAAGAUAGAUUCACGCUGACUGAAAUUCAAAAGAGUGAGUGGCUAGAGGGCCAGGAAUUUCCAGCGGAGUUAGAACCAUACAAUGUCAAUCCAUCUCAGGAUACUUCUAGUCUGUCAGAGGAGGAACAGGAUGCACGUCGAAUCUUAAAAGAUUUGGGGAUCACAAAUGAACACAUCCAAUCGGGUCAUAGGGACUCGCGAAGCAGCAUUACAGGGACAUAUAGGAUUGUUCUUCACCGUGUGCAGAAAAAGAAAUCAGGUUUGUGCGAUUCAGAAACUGAAUUACGAGGGCCUGAUCUGGUAUCCAAUUAUGACAGAGCUAAAUCUCCACCCACGUUGAAGAAAGAAUCAAAAGUGUGUACUAUAUUGUGAUUUUGUGUUAGAAAUUAUUCUGGAGUGAUUAGGAAACUUUCCAUCAGGAUUACGAAUUUAGUUCAUGUUUGAAUGGUGCAAUUUUUUCACUUAGAGAUUUUUAAAUUGAUGUUUUCUCUUUUUCUGAUAAAGGUACUGUAUGUUACACAAACCUGUACAAUGUAUUAGGAAUAUAAAUGAAAUGCAGAUUGAAAAAAACCAAAAAAGCAUUUGAAGUUUUUAGAGCAUCUUUUCCCACCAGAACAUGAAAAUGUAGAAUCUGCAUUGUGCUGUUUGUUUAUUAAAGGCUACAAAUGCCUUCAAGGGUAUUGCCUGAGUGCUGUAAUUUAUAUAUGUUUUGCAGUUCAAAAGUUUUUAUUCUAUAAAAAGUUUAAACUUUAUGCACUCUGUACACAUUUUAUGAUGACCGCAACUACACAUAUUGAAUUGAUCAAUAUUUCAUUGAAUGAAGUUCUUUGUUGUGACAACACUCCAGAAAGAAAUCUUCAGUUAAAAUUUGGGGCACUAUCUAUUUAGCUUUCCUGCUGUAAAAACACCGACAAAUAUCCGUAAUAUUGAGAGUAUAGCCUGGCUUUUUUGUAAUUUUGUACCUGUAUAUUUACCAAGGAAUCUCACGCAAUUGAUUUUUUUUUAACGUUUUUUUAAAUUUCGUCUAUCUAUGACCAUAAUGUGUUGUAAA
Magallana angulata is the source of this 2407-nucleotide messenger RNA. RefSeq names its product serine/threonine-protein kinase NIM1-like. The record is from RefSeq and is a predicted model, not a curated record. Gene Ontology annotation, biological process: protein phosphorylation; intracellular signal transduction; microtubule cytoskeleton organization. Bases 472 to 1728 code for a protein of 418 amino acids. Lineage: Eukaryota; Metazoa; Mollusca; Bivalvia; Ostreida; Ostreidae. Gene Ontology annotation, molecular function: ATP binding; protein serine/threonine kinase activity; tau-protein kinase activity. The transcript has 4 exons. Gene Ontology annotation, cellular component: cytoplasm.